Messenger RNA from Tarenaya hassleriana, 2107 nucleotides. RefSeq names its product protein NUCLEAR FUSION DEFECTIVE 4-like. NCBI's taxonomy places the organism in Eukaryota, Viridiplantae, Streptophyta, Magnoliopsida, Brassicales, Cleomaceae. The transcript is spliced from 3 exons. The record is from RefSeq and is a predicted model, not a curated record. The coding region runs from base 131 to 1900 and encodes 589 amino acids. Gene Ontology annotation, cellular component: membrane. Gene Ontology annotation, biological process: transmembrane transport. Gene Ontology annotation, molecular function: transmembrane transporter activity.
AUCAAUUCCAAAAUAUAAAAAUAAAAAAUCAAGACCAAUUUGUCCUGUUUUUCCGGCGCAAAACAUCUCUGCGAUCGCCCCCGAUUUCUCGAUCCCGGCUAGCGUAAACGAAUUCUCCCCCCGAUUUCCGAUGACGGCGACUGCGCGAGAUAAGCUGGUAUCGUUCAUCAACAACCGAUGGCUUGUCUUCAUUGCGGCCAUGUGGAUUCAAUCAUGCGCCGGCAUCGGAUACUUGUUCGGAAGCAUCUCUCCCGUUAUCAAGAGCUCCUUGAACUACAACCAGAGAGAGCUCGCCAGGCUCGGCGUCGCCAAGGAUCUCGGCGACAGCGUCGGCUUCCUCGCCGGCACUCUCUCCGAGGUUUUGCCUCUCUGGGCCGCUCUUCUCGUCGGCGCUUUCCAGAACCUUUUCGGCUACGGCUGGGUUUGGCUCAUCGUCACCGGCCGAGCUCCUGUUCUUCCCUUAUGGGCUAUGUGUGUCCUCAUAUUCAUAGGGAACAAUGGGGAGACAUACUUUAACACGGCCGCAUUAGUUUCAUGCGUCCAGAACUUCCCCAAGAGCCGUGGUCCAGUGGUUGGGAUCCUCAAGGGCUUUGCCGGGCUGGGAGGUGCAAUCCUAUCGCAGAUAUAUACAAUGAUCCACUCCCCUGACCAUGCUUCCCUCAUCUUCAUGGUCGCGGUCGGUCCAGCAGUGGUCGUUGUGGCCCUGAUGUUCUUCAUCCGACCCGUUGGGGGUCACAGGCAGAUCCGUCCCACAGAUGGGACGAGCUUUACAUUCAUUUACGGAGUCUGCAUACUGCUGGCUGCAUAUCUCAUGGCGGUGAUGCUUGUCGAAGAUCUGAUUGAUCUGAGCCAUAACAUCAUCAUUGUGUUCACUGUGGUGUUAUUUGCAAUCCUCCUCGUGCCCAUCCUGGUCCCCAUCAUGACCAGUUGCUUCAUAGAGUCAAAUGAUCCCUCUGCCACACUUGAAGAACCGCUUGUUCCAAAACGGGCAGACCAAGAACCGGGUCAGUCAGAACAAGUUUCUAUUUCGACGCCUGACCGUGACCAGGAGGUGAUACUGAGUGAAGUGGAAGAUGAGAAACCGAAAGAAGUGGAUUUGCUACCUGCGUCAGAGAGACAGAAGAGAAUUGCGCAGUUGCAAGCGAAGCUAAUGCAGGCGGCUGCGGAGGGUGCAGUUCGAAUCAAGAGAAGAAGAGGGCCUCACAGAGGCGAGGAUUUUACAUUAACAGAGGCGCUGGUGAAGGCCGAUUUCUGGCUGAUAUUCUUCUCUCUGCUGCUUGGUUCGGGUUCGGGAUUGACGGUGAUUGAUAACCUCGGACAGAUGAGUCAAUCUCUCGGGUACGAUAACACUCAUGUGUUUGUGUCAAUGAUUAGUGUGUGGAACUUUCUUGGACGCAUCGGCGGAGGUUACUUCUCUGAGCUCAUUGUCAGAGAGCAGGCCUACCCAAGGCCGGUGGCGAUGGCGGUGGCUCAGAUAGUAAUGGCGGUGGGACACGUGUUCUUCGCGUAUGGAUGGCCAGGAGCGAUGCACAUUGGGACGCUGCUGAUAGGACUCGGCUAUGGAGCUCAUUGGGCCAUAGUCCCAGCCACCGCUUCUGAGCUCUUUGGCCUCAAAAAGUUUGGAGCACUCUACAAUUUCCUGACGCUGGCCAAUCCGGCAGGCUCCCUCGUGUUUUCGGGUCUGAUAGCGAGCUCCAUUUAUGACAGAGAGGCUGAGAGGCAAUCCCAUGGCACCGUUUACGAUCCUGAUGAGCCUCUCAGAUGCCAAGGUUCCAUCUGUUACUUCUUGACUUCCCUCAUCAUGUCUGGAUUUUGCGUCAUCGCUUGCGCCUUGAGCUUGAUCCUCGUUCGUCGUACUAAGUCGGUUUACGCCCAUCUCUAUGGAAAAACCCGUCCUUGAUUUUCAUUCAUUCGUCUCUAAAAAAAAAGAAAUGAUUCUUGCACGAAGAAAAGCAUAAGUUGUAUUGCAUUGUGAACGUAUUCUGUGUUGGUCUUCCAUGUCCCCCGUACAGAUGCAUCGAUUCUGUAUCUUUUUGUUUUUUGUAUGUCACGUCUGUAUGAUUUGUUGUAAUGGAUUCUUUAUUCAGAUUCCUGAGGUUUUUUUUUU